Molecule: messenger RNA, 2989 nt
Organism: Condylostylus longicornis
Lineage: Eukaryota; Metazoa; Arthropoda; Insecta; Diptera; Dolichopodidae
Gene: nord
Exons: 10
Coding region: 819-2573 (584 amino acids)
Source: RefSeq, a predicted model, not a curated record
GGUGUAUCGCGUAAUAUGAAAAUUAUUUAUUUUGCGAGAAACGAAGAAUUUUCACAAAAAAAUUUUUCUACUUUAGAAUAAAAAAGAAAAAUAAUAAGAGAAAAAAAAACAUUACUGUUUUUUUUCAGUUUUUCACUUUAUUUUUCAUUCGUGUUUGUUGUAAAUUGUUAUUUUAUUGUUGUUCUUAUUCUUAUAUACUCUACAUUUCUUUUACUAUACUAUUUUUAUUUUAUUUGUGAAUGUUUAGAAGUUCGCAUGUUGUACGGAUUAAUAAUAAAGUUCUUCCGUAAAUAAAUAAAAUAUAAAUAAAUAAAGAAAGAAGGAAAAAAUUAAAAAUAAUAAUAAUAUAAAGGAACCAACCAAAAAGAAAAAAAAAACAACAGAAAAAAGGAAAAUAAAAUUAAAGAAAAUUAUUAAGAAUUCUUGUGGAUUAAAGUAGAAAAUUUUGCUUUUCAUAUAAGUACAAAAAAAUAAGAAAACUUUGUGCGGAUAUAACGUAAAUAUAAUAAUAUUAAUAUGUAUGUAUAUUAAAAUAAAAAAGAAAGGAGAGGAGGCUUUUGUGCUGUCAUUUGGAAAGUUUUGUUGAUACAGAAUACCAAUACCAAUAAUAAAAAAGAAAAAAAAUUAAUGGACAAAGUUCAUAGACAUUUUCAGAAUUUAUAAAUAAAUAUUAUUGAAGAGAAAAUUAAUAAUAUUGAUAUAAAAAAAAAAGUAAAAACAAAAUAAAAAAAAAAAGUUAAAUUUCUUUACAAAUUUAUUUUACAAGAGUUUUUAUAAUUUUAAAAUAUUUGUUUGAAAUAAAAAAUAAUAAUUGCAAUAUGGUGAAAUUACAAAUUAUCAUUUACAAUAGUUUUACAAUUUUAUUUUUAAUUAUUUUGAAUUGUGCUUAUUGUGAAUCAAAAUUUACAUUAACUUCGUCAUCCGGAUCAUCGUCCGCAUUAUUGACACGAAAAUGUCCAGCAAGACGUUUAGUUCCUAUAAAUAGUUUUAAAAGUGAUAUUAAUGAUAACGAUAUGGGUCAAAUAUUAAAUUUACGUGUACAAGUUGCUGUUACAUUGAAGAGGGAUCAACCGAAAAGGUUUACUUUACUUUUAACUGAAAUCACACCAUUGGAAAUAUCAAUUAGAACACAACAAGAUAUUCAAGAAAAGGCAAUAUUUGUAGAUAAGUUUCUCUACUAUAACAAUUCAAUUAUUAAGAAUGAUUCAAGAGAUAUUUUUAUACCAUGUGCAAUACCAGGAAUUUACGAUAUUGUUCUAUCAUUUAGAACAACAUUAAAAACUAAAAAACGUUUAAAUGUUAAAAUUGAAGCUAUUGAUGCUCAUCCGUCCGAGCAAUGGUCUUUACGUAAUCGAAGUGUUGAAGUUAAACUGCGAACACAAAAUCGUAUUCAAAAAAAACAAAUGAUUUUAAAAUGGAGUAAAAGCAAACUGGAUGUUCAUAAUGUUCAAUAUUGCAUGAUAGUAAACGAUAUAAAGCCAAGAGAAAACUUUUGUGAAUCUGUGGGAGAUUCAUUACAGAAACGCUAUUAUAGAGUACGCGGUGAUUGUAGUUACUUGACACCUGACGGUAUUUGGUUUAAGCAAAGAAAAAAAAUUAAAGAAAUUUAUAAAAAUUUUACAAAUAUAAUUUGUACUGGUAAAAAAACACAACAGAUUAUUAGCGCGUUGGAAGUUAAUCAGAAAUAUUAUGUUGAUAUAUUUGGAAUACAUUUAGGUUAUAGAAACUUACCAUUCCUAUUAAAAUCAACAGUAGUCUGGUUUAAUAAAACCCAUCCAAUAGUUCUCAAGGAUAAUUCAUUAACCAUUGAGAAAAUAUCUGGUAUAACAUCGAAUUCCGUAUUUAGUUUUAAGAUUCCAUCUUAUUCAAGCGUUACCCAAUUAACUUAUUUAAUCCUACCAUGUGGUGGUAGUCAGGUUGAUGCAAAAAUUUUACGUAAUCGUACAAAACUUUUAUUAGAGACUAACAUUUAUAAACCAACUUUUGUAACAUUAUCAAAUGGUGUAGAACGUAAUGGUCGAUAUAUUUUAAGGAUAACACCGAGCAAUGUUGAUGAAAUUUUAAAAGCAAAUAAAGUUGGUAAUAUUUUGUCAUCCCAGGUUGCCGUAUCAACGGAUAAUUUUCGGGAUUACAUACCACAAAUGCCAAAUGAUACAACAAUUACAGAAAUACGUUCGGCCAGGACAUGUGAUAACACAACAAAAAUUGCUUGGUAUGGUUCACCAGAUAGUCGAGAAAUUGAAUAUUGUGCAAUUGUUUUGAAAUUCCCGAAAAUUCAACGUAGUUCAAGUGAAACAAAUUACUGUAUGGAUUUUAGUCGAGAUAAUAUCAAACGCCAUCCACUGUUUCAUUAUAUGAAAUGCGUUCCCGGUGAAUACACGAAUAUAGAAACAUUACAGUUGUAUAAUUUUAUACCAGAAUACUCUUACAUUGUUUAUGUAACAAUCAGAUUAGUUAAAAAUGAAGUAAUCGCAAACAAAGCAAUUCCUUAUGAAAGUAUAAAAAUUAAUUAUAACUUUAAUAGCGAUUGCAUAAAUACAACAUCAGUGACACCAUCAACUUAUGAUUAUUAAUUCAAUACAAACACAAAAAGAGAAAACAAGAGAUAAACCAAAAUUUAAAUUUAAAAUACAAUUUGAGGGUAAAGAAGUAUUUUAAAAAAGUAAUUAGACUGCCAUCUAUAUUAUUAAAUAAUUAAAUUUCUUUUAUAUUUUUUUUUUAUAAUAAAUUAAGUCUACAAUUAAGACACAAAAAUUUAGCAAAGACAAAGAAUAUUAUAAUAUAUAUAUUUAAGUGUGCUUAAGAGAUAAUUUUGUAUGUAUGAAUUAUAUAUGCAGUAAGUGCAUGGUGCAAUAUUUCUAUUACAACAUUACUAUAUAUAUAUAUAAUCACACAAGUACUAUUCAUUACUAAUCAUAUGCAAAAAUCAAUUAAAUUUCGUUGUACUUAUGUAAUAAAAAUUACUCAUACCCUUAUACUGUGAAUGCAA